AUGCUGCGAUCCACUCACAAACCAGCCCACGAGCAAGAGGAAGCAGCCACGGUCAUGCCGACACCACACGUCACCCAACCUGACUGGGAACUGCGGCAGCAAGCUGAGGCCUAGUAGAGGCACGGGGGGAAGGACGGACGCCUUCUCACCAGACGCCAUCCACAAAGCACGAGUACAAACCAAGCACCCCCCCCCCAUGGACCGAUGGGAGAUAUCCCAGUCCCCACCAGGCGGGGUGCCCCGAACCCCACAUCUACUGACAGGCAAAAAGACCUCCACAAGCGAGAGGGAGACGGGGGUACCCAAAUUAGAGUCCAACAAGAGAAGACAACACCCUGGUGCAGCAGACACCGGCACCAACCCAAAGACCCCAUUACUGCAAUCUUCGAGCGGUUCUGGGUCAAAUUACAGGCACUCCUACAGAUUGAAAAGCCUCAUCGACAUCUCCUCAUGAGGGCUAGAGCCAAAGACGAGCGGAAGAAUGGAGGUCCUCCUCAGGGCUACUCUAAGACCCACGCGACUAACCCACACUACGAUGGCCCUCCUGGGCCGAGAGCAGAAAGGGGCGCACCCCAGAGGCCACACUGGCAGAGUACAGUAAAGAGGUUACCCAAGCGAUAUGGCAAGACUCCCCGCAUCACCCCGAAGGAGUUGAACCUGGGCCACGAUGGCUCCCAGGGUGAUGGCUUACAAGACCAGCUCUCCCAUGGCUCCAGGGCGGGAGAGGAUCCCCGACUCCGAACCGCUGCGGCACUACCCAGCCAAGUCUCAAUCCAGGCAGGAGAUGCCCACACCGGAUCCGUCCAACCCGGGCAAGCAGAACCAGUCACUAUCCAGCAUGUAACUACAGACCCAAACGGAGAAAUCUCACAUUGGGACUGGUCCCUGCACGACGAGUAA
Molecule: messenger RNA, 900 nt
Organism: Pelobates cultripes (western spadefoot toad)
Lineage: Eukaryota; Metazoa; Chordata; Amphibia; Anura; Pelobatidae
Source: the annotation of a GenBank genome assembly